This is a messenger RNA of Cavia porcellus (domestic guinea pig), 1023 nucleotides long. Its product is annotated as olfactory receptor 11L1-like. The record is from RefSeq and is a predicted model, not a curated record. Gene Ontology annotation, molecular function: olfactory receptor activity; G protein-coupled receptor activity. NCBI's taxonomy places the organism in Eukaryota, Metazoa, Chordata, Mammalia, Rodentia, Caviidae. Gene Ontology annotation, cellular component: membrane. Bases 1 to 1023 code for a protein of 340 amino acids. Gene Ontology annotation, biological process: G protein-coupled receptor signaling pathway. The transcript has a single exon.
AUGGGACCCCGAAACACAUCCUCUGUAGCUGAGUUCCAGCUCUUGGGCUUUCAGCGCCUCCUGGAGUGGCGAGCCCUACUCUUUGCAAUCUUCCUGGGCAUCUACUUCCUCACCAUCGCUGGGAACCUGGUCAUCAUCACAGUGGUGAGCAGGGAUCCCCGCCUGCACGUGCCCAUGUAUUCUUUCCUCGGGUCCUUGUCCCUGCUGGAGGUCCUGUACACCUCCACCAUCGUGCCCCGCCUGCUGGUCGACCUGGUCUCCCAGGGCCACGCCAUUUCCUUCUCUGCCUGCAUGGUGCAGCUCUACUUCUUCGUGUGCUUCGGGGCCACAGAGUGCUUCUUGCUGGCCGCCAUGGCCUGUGACCGCUACCUGGCCAUCUGCAGCCCGUUGCACUACUCCUCCCUCAUGCGUCCGGACAUCUGCACCAAGGUGCUGGCUCUCUGCUGGCUCGCAGGGCUGGGCACGGGCUUUCUGCCUUCCCUGAUGAUCUGCAGGCUGGACUUCUGUGGGCCCAACCACAUCGACCACUUCUUCUGCGACCUCCCCCCACUAAUGCAGCUCUCCUGCUCCAGCGUGCACACCACAGAGCUGCUCAUCUUCGUCCUCUCCAUCGCGGUGCUGUGUGUUUGCUUCCUCCUGACUGUCGUGUCCUACCUCUUCAUCGUUUCCUCUGUUCUGAGAAUCCCAUCCAGGGCGGGCCGCAGGAAGACCUUUUCUACCUGUGGCUCCCACCUGGCAGUUGUUACCAUCUACUAUGGGACCAUGAUCUCCAUGUAUGUGCGUCCCAAUGUGCACCUGUCACCAGAAGUCAAUAAGAUCAUCUCCGUCUUUUACACUGUGGUCACUCCUCUGCUGAACCCUGUUAUCUACAGCUUGAGGAACAGAGACUUUAAACAGGCAAUUAGGAAAGUCAUGCGAAGUAAGUGCUGCAUCUGUGGAAGAGGGCUGGGGUUUCCUCACCAGACAGGCAGGGUCCUAGGUUCACACAUUGGAGAUCGGGGCAUCUUCUUCAAGUAUCACUAA